UGGCCUGGGUUGCACGGUCAUGUGCACGGUCAACCGCGCUUUUUGGUAACGCCUUGGAAAACAUUUAAUGAAUAGAUAAUUGAUCGUAUAAAUACAUAAGGAUGGCUUCGUCAACCGUACUACGGGUCAAACGGAGGUUAGAGGAGAACCCACAGGACACAUUAGUGCUUAUGUGCAAACGAAUAAAAACUGACAAGGAAGAAAUAUCUCCAUCACUGUUUGUUUUUCGGGGAACGGUUGAUGAUCAGGAAACAGCACAUGUGAAAAACUUACUCCCAAAUAUAGAUAUAAAACAGCAAACAGUUCCUAAUGUGGACAGUAUCAUAGACAAAUUGAGGAAAGAGCGCAAAGAGGUUGCAACAAAAAGUCGUUAUGAAAUUGUUAACUGUAGCAGAGGUUUGAAAGACAGUGAGACUGAUGCAGACGGUGAAGAUAUACUGAAUCUAAUAGAUCUGCAGAAAACAGAAGAUAAAGAUGAUAAUCUCAUGUAUGCCUAUGAUGUGUACACUAGUGUGAAACAGGAAUUUGAUAUAUCUAUGAUAGAUAACUUAGUUGGAGUAGAAUCCGGCCUAGUAAUAGAGUCAUAUGACCCCACACAAGACUCAGACGUGGAAGCUGAUGAUGAUGAUGAUUCUAAUGAUGAGAACAACUGGAGAAAUGAUUACCCUGACUCGGAACCCAGCAGCAUAGACUUGGAAGAUAUGGUGCAAGCUAUGCAGAGGGUUGAUAUUGAUGACGACUUAUCCAGCGAUACAGGUGAAGACAAAAUCUACGAUGAUCCCCCAGACUUAUUCAAGGAUGAUGUGGAGAAAUACGGUGAAGCAUACGCUAAAUACAAAGCCAAGAUUCUCUCACAAAACCCAGAUUUGUCUAACAAUAGGAGUUUAAUACAUUGUUCGAAGCUUGAAGACGAUGGGUACAAGGAUGAUAGUGAUGAUGGAUUUUAUUAUGGAGAAGAUGAGGAUACGGAGCAGUUUAAAGAGCAAUAUAGAGAAGAUGAUUCUUCAGAUGAAUAUAGUCCAGAUUAGAAUGGGUUAAUUGGCAGAUAGUAAUCAUAAUGGUGUUUAUUUUGGCAUUGCAGUCUACCUGGCACAUGCUAGGAGAGGCUAAUGUGCAGCACAUCCACAUACUAUUAAUAUUAUAAAUGUGAAAGUUUGUGAGAAUGGAUGUAUGUUUGUUAUUCUUUCAUGCAAAAACAGCUAGACCGAUUUUGUUGAAAUUUGGUUUGUAGAUAGGUGAUAAUCUGGAUUAACGCAUAGACUAUUCUUUACCAACACACCACGCAGGCGAAGCCGCGGGCGGAAUCUAUAAAGCGGAACAUAUAUGUAAUUAAAUGAUAUGGAAGUCAAAUAUAAAAUAGGCAGCAAAUUUAAAAGGUAUUUCUAUUAUAAUAAUGUAAGCCAUUGUGAUUACCAUUAUCUGCAUUAGAUCUAGUCUUAGGGUAAUAAAUGUUUAUAUAUUUUUUAA
This is a messenger RNA of Helicoverpa zea (corn earworm), 1467 nucleotides long. RefSeq names its product probable RNA polymerase II nuclear localization protein SLC7A6OS (gene fs(2)ltoPP43). NCBI's taxonomy places the organism in Eukaryota, Metazoa, Arthropoda, Insecta, Lepidoptera, Noctuidae. The coding region runs from base 102 to 1028 and encodes 308 amino acids. Gene Ontology annotation, biological process: developmental process. The transcript has 4 exons. The record is from RefSeq and is a predicted model, not a curated record.